This is a messenger RNA of Effrenium voratum, 777 nucleotides long. Lineage: Eukaryota; Dinophyceae; Suessiales; Symbiodiniaceae. The record is from the annotation of a GenBank genome assembly.
AUGAAAAGCCUGGUCUUUGUCUCGGGCCCCUCGGGCUCCGGGAAGACCACCUUGCUGCGGAUGAUCACCUCCAACCGAUUGCCCCAGCAGGGCACAGUGCUGCUGCCGCCGCAUUUGCGAGUGGUGCACGUGUCUUCUGUGCCCGCCUUUGUGAAGUCUAUGGGCUUGUAUGCGAAUCUAGUGUUCGGAGUUGUCCCUUCCCCGGACUACCCGAUUUACGCCAACCAAACGCGGGUCCUGAAGAUCCUGGAGCGGCUGAAGUUGCAUCAGAGCUGGGUCUGGCAGAGCACCUUGGAGGACAGCGCGGACGCGGUGCCGCAGCUGAGUGCCGAAGAGGAGCUGGCCGACGGGGAGGAGGAGCCCGAAGGGCAGCUCGCGAUCGAGGACAUGCCGGACACCCCGAUUCCCAGCGAGGAAGCCUGGUACAAUCGCAUGAGCCGCAGCGAGGCCAAGCGUUUGCACCUGGCGCGCGCCUUCAUCGCCAGCCCCGAGGUGCUGGUCUUGCACAGUCCACUUUCAGAUCUGGACAAGGAACUGGCCCAGGACCUGGCCGUCCUGCUGCGGGAGUUCGUGGAGGAGCGGGGCAUUGAGAUGGAUCCCAAGACGAAGCACCGACGCCGCAGGCGGACGGUGUUCUUCAGCGAGAAGCACUCCAAGGAGUUGGAGGAGAUGGCGGACUUCACCUGCGCACUAGGCGACCCCUUGGACAUAAAGCUGACGGCCAGAGAUAAAAGCCGCGAAGCAGGGGCCAGCUGGUGGGGCUGCAGCGGACCCUGA